This is a messenger RNA of Manihot esculenta (cassava), 1643 nucleotides long. Its product is annotated as AT-hook motif nuclear-localized protein 24. NCBI's taxonomy places the organism in Eukaryota, Viridiplantae, Streptophyta, Magnoliopsida, Malpighiales, Euphorbiaceae. The coding region runs from base 551 to 1435 and encodes 294 amino acids. The record is from RefSeq and is a predicted model, not a curated record. Gene Ontology annotation, cellular component: nucleus. Gene Ontology annotation, molecular function: minor groove of adenine-thymine-rich DNA binding; DNA-binding transcription factor activity. The transcript has a single exon. Gene Ontology annotation, biological process: vegetative to reproductive phase transition of meristem.
GUGGAGUGCAGAAGGUGACACAGAGAGGGAGAGAGAGAGAGUGGUGGGGACCGAUCCACCGCCCAUACGCACGCAGUCUUGCUCUUACCAAAACCAAACCCAUCUCUGAUCUAUUUUUUCUCAAAUCUAACCCUAACCCCAGAUACAACAUCAAAAGGUCGAGACUUUAGACCCAUCUUCUCUCUUCAUAUCUCCUAAUUCUUUAUCAACGCAACGCCACAGUGCUUAUGCUGAAUUCUGCUCUGAAUUUGGUGGCUGACACCAAAAUUUUUCACCCAUAUGUUUCCUUUCUGGGUGAGGCCUAGCUAGCUAUUACCCUCAUCUUCAUUACUCAAAUUCUUCUUCUUCUUCUUCUUCUUCUUCUUGUUUGUUUCUCUUUGCUUCUGCUUUAACCGUUUCCUUCAAACGUUAGCAUUUGGUGAUCCUUUUUGUCUUUCCAUUAGUUCUUGUGUUCGUCUCUCUACCCACUUAGGUCUUGUUUAAGUGAAUAGGGCUUUGUUUUUAGAUACUUAAAGGAAGAGAUAAGGUCAAAGAAACCAAGGAAAGAAAAAUGGAUCCAGUAACGGCUCAUGGGCAUUCUCUUCCGCCUCCUUUCCACACAAGAGAUUUCCAGUUACACCAGCACCAAUUUCCCCACCACCAGCAACACAACUCAGAAGAUGAGCAAAGCGGCAGUAGUAGCGGCGCCGGCCUUAACAAGUCGCAGAAACGAGAGCGGGAUGAAACUAGCAAUAACAACAGCGAAGGCAAAGAAUUGAUCCCAACUGGCUCAGGUGGAGAGAUCAAUAGAAGACCCAGAGGCAGACCCGCCGGAUCCAAGAACAAGCCUAAGCCCCCAAUUAUUAUCACCCGCGAUAGCGCCAACGCUCUGCGUACUCACUUGAUGGAGGUCGCUGAUGGGUGUGAUAUUGUUGAAAGUGUAGCCACAUUUGCUAGAAGGAGGCAAAGAGGAAUUUCCAUUAUGAGUGGAACUGGAACUGUAACCAAUGUAACUCUGAGGCAACCAGCUUCGCCAGGUGCAGUUGUGACCUUACAUGGUAGAUUCGAGAUAUUAUCACUAGCUGGCUCAUUCCUGCCACCGCCUGCACCACCUGCUGCCACGGGCUUGACCAUAUAUUUGGCAGGUGGACAAGGACAAGUGGUGGGUGGGAGUGUUGUUGGUACCCUUACUGCUUCAGGUCCUGUUGUGAUUAUGGCUGCUUCAUUUAGUAACGCUGCUUAUGAGAGGCUUCCUCUAGAAGAGGAGGAUCCACAGCUACCUAUGCAAGGGGGUGGAAUUGGGUCACCAGGAGCGGUUGGGCAACAGCAACAGCAGCAGCAGCAGGCUUUGGGAGAGGCAAACGCGCAGCUCUUUCAUGGAUUGCAGCCUAAUCUCCUCAAUUCAAUUCAAUUACCAGCUGAGGCAUACUGGGCCACUGGUCGACCUCCCUACUAACUAAAACACUGAUUCUCAAGGCUGUAAUAGUUCAGUUUCCCAUCACACCUUCAGCUAUAGUUAUCGUCAAGAGGUGACAGACUUUGUAGCUAGCUAGAAGAAUUUGGUUUGUUGAGCAUUUUCAGGUUUCAUUUCUCUUUUAUUUUCCUGAGUUGCUGUUUUGCAUUUGAUGAUGAUUAGCUUAUAUAUGACUGAUUUGUGAUUGGAC